This is a messenger RNA of Zymoseptoria tritici IPO323, 1130 nucleotides long. RefSeq lists its product as uncharacterized. The coding region runs from base 21 to 1130 and encodes 369 amino acids. The transcript has 4 exons. The record is from RefSeq and is a predicted model, not a curated record. NCBI's taxonomy places the organism in Eukaryota, Fungi, Ascomycota, Dothideomycetes, Mycosphaerellales, Mycosphaerellaceae. Gene Ontology annotation, molecular function: hydrolase activity.
CGAACAGACCUACAAACAACAUGGCGCACCCAAUCAAACCUCCAGGCCGUCUCGGCGACCCGAACAUGUCUCUCGCCACCGAUCCCAGAACCAACAUCAAUCUAGCCAAAGCCCUCAAACCACUACGCAUGGACAUCAAUGUCCCAGAGAACAGGAUCACGCCCGCCACGGCCAGCAUGGCACAGAUCAAGAAGAUGAUGGCAAAAGUCAACGCCAUGGAAGAACAGACCGCCGACCUGAUGCCGAGAGAUCUGCCCGGUGAUAAGACCCGGCCGGAAGUCGACUGUAAGACGGUCACGAUCAAAGGUGUCGAUGGGAAUGACGUGAAUCUCUAUGUGUAUCGUCGAGCGGACUCUGGGAAUGCCAAACUGCCUUGUGUGGUCUAUAUCCACGGCGGAGGCAUGGUGCAUGGUCAAACUCUCAGCGCCGGUCUCUGCAUUGCCAUCGACUUUCGCAACGCCUUUCUUCCUAGCUCGGACGGCGGUAUCCACCACCCGUUCCCAGCCGGUCUGAACGACUGUGCUUCCGGCGUACAACAUAUCGCCUCACACAAGUCCGAGCUCGGAAUCUCUUCCCUAGUUCUACAAGGAGAAAGUGGCGGUGCCAACCUCGCCAUCGCCACAACGUUGAAAGCCAAGCGAGACGGCUGGAUGAAGGCAAUCGACGGCGUGUACGCUUGCGUGCCGUACAUCAGCGGCAUCUGGCACCGACCUCAAGAUCAGCUGUUGAAGGAACUCCCAAGUCUUAUUGAGAACAAUGGCUAUUUCUUGCAGGUGACGAGUAUGGCACUUAUGGCGAAGUUCUACACACCGGACGACAAGGACUUGACGAAUCCGCUGGCGUGGCCGUAUCAUGCUACGGUGGACGAGCUGAAGGGUCUGCCUCCGUUCGUGCUGGUCAUGGAUGAAUUGGAUCCGCUGAGGGACGAGGGCAUUGCAUUUGGGAGGAAGUUGGUGCAGGCCGGCGUCGGCGUGACGAGUAGUGUGAAUUUGGGUGUGAUUCAUGCGACCAGCCUGAUCUUUCGACAAGCGCUCCCGGAGCUGCACUUUGGAACGAUCAGUAACAUUGUCGCUUUUGCGCAGAGCUGUCGCGAGGACUCGGAUACUCCUAUUCGGGCAAAGUUAUCAUAA